Messenger RNA from Triplophysa dalaica, 1843 nucleotides. RefSeq names its product sarcoglycan, epsilon (gene sgce). The record is from RefSeq and is a predicted model, not a curated record. Lineage: Eukaryota; Metazoa; Chordata; Actinopteri; Cypriniformes; Nemacheilidae. The transcript is spliced from 13 exons. Gene Ontology annotation, cellular component: membrane; sarcoglycan complex. Bases 88 to 1491 code for a protein of 467 amino acids.
UGAGGAUGAUGCCUAGCUGUCACAUCCCGAGGACCACCAGCGACCCUCCAAACGUGUGAUGGUAAUUCUCGCUGCGGAAAGUGAACGAUGGCGUCGGCCGGCGUUUUCGUUUGGGUCAUAGCGGCCUUAAUUGUUCAUUUCGCCACUGGCAUACACGGUCAAAUCCGGGCUUUAGUCGACUCCAAACAGAGAUCUGUGUCUCAAAGUGGCGUGGUCACCAUCCUCUCCAAAUCACAUGGUGACCGCACCGUUUAUCCUUCUGCCGGUGUGCUCUUUGUCCAUGUGCUAGAAAGAGAAUAUUUUAAAGGGGAGUUCCCACCAUAUUCAAAAGCAGGUGAUGCUAGUAAUGACCCAAUCACAUUUAACACCAACCUUAAAGGCUAUCCAGACAGGCCUGGAUGGCUCCGGUACAUUCAGAGAACCCCCCAUAGUGAUGGAGUCCUCUAUGGCUCACCAACUGCCAAACAUUUGAGCAAUCCGACCAUCAUAGAGAUUACUGCAUACAACAGACGCACUUUUGAGACUGCCAGGCACAACUUGGUCAUACACAUCAUGUCUACAGAAGAGUUCCCUCUGCCCUAUCAGGCAGAGUUCUUCAUCAAGAACAUGAAUGUUGAGGAGAUGUUGGCCAGCGAGGUGCUGGGGGAUUUUCUGGGUGCUGUGAAGAACGUGUGGCAGCCUGAGAGGCUCAACGCCAUCAACAUCACUUCAGCACUGGACCGGGGCGGACGAGUCCCAUUACCCAUCAAUGAUCUGAAAGAGGGCGUAUACGUGAUGGUUGGAGCAGACGUGCCGUUCUCAUCAUGUCUGCGAGAAGUGGAGACGCCACAGAACCAGCUGCGCUGCAGUCAGGAGAUGGAGCCCAUCAUCAGUUGCGAUAAGAAGUUCAGAGCUCAGUUCCACAUCGACUGGUGCAAGAUAUCUCUGGUGGACAUCACAAAGGUCGUUCCUGUGCACAGUGGUCGUCCAGACAUGGGCACAGGUGUGCUCCCAGACAUCGGAGAGUACAACCCACCUUCCGAGUCUCUGAAAAGCAGGGACUACUUCGUUGACUUCCUGAUCACAUUAGCUGUUCCCUCGGCUGUCGCCCUCGUCCUCUUUUUCAUCCUCGGCUACUCCAUGUGCUGCAGACGGGAAGGGGUGGAAAAAAGAAACAUGCAAACACCAGAUAUUCAGCUGGUCCACCACAGCUCCAUUCAGAAGUCUACAAAGGAGCUUCGCAACAUGUCUAAGAACAGGGAGAUCUCGUGGCCACUCUCAACGCUGCCGGUUUUCCAUCCUGUGAGCGGGGAGGUGGUGCCGCCUAUCCACCCUGACAACUACGAGACCACCAGCAUGCCGCUCAUGCAGACGCAGACGAAUCUACAGAAUCAAAUUCAAAUACCACAGCAGCAGACCUCUGGAGAUAAUUAUUGUAUGUCGACUUUUCGGAGGCUAGAGGUAAAUGGUAUUCCUGAGGAGAGGAAAGUGGCGGAAGCUUUGAACCUGUGAUGAGAUCCCAGGCUUCACUUUUAUACCUUUGGCAGAUGUGCAUGCAUAGCUGUAGCUAUAAAGAACAAUGCUCUGUGUUCUCAUGUUUAUUAACAGACAGUGUCAGAACUAAUGUUAAGAUUGGCACACAAUUUUUUUUUUAAAUGUAUUAUAAAAAUGAGACAUGUUGUCAAGUGUUAUUCUGUGUAAUUUUAAGUGUAAGAAAGAAUUGUUUUUAUAUAAUUUUACAACUAAUGAAGGCACAUUUAAAGAGUAAUAGUAUCUGAUCGGGAUGAUGCUGUUCUGUCUGGUUAUUGUGUUCUCUUACAUGAGUAAAUACAUUUUGAUAAAUAAAUACAUUUGCAAUCUUUAA